AUGGCCCCGCUUGUCGACAACCCCCAGAUCAAGCAGGCCAGCCUGCACAACCCGCUGCCGCUGCAGCUGCACACGUACAUCUGGCCCUUUUUGAUAGUGUGGCCCGCCUUCUCCGCCAUAUACUUUUCGCCGCAGCGCUACGAGCAGUACAUCCAGUCGUCGGAAUGGACCUUUGUCUGGGUCGCCAGCAUCACCACCUUCCAGUCGCUCUUCUGGCUGAUGACGCACUGGAACGUCAACCUCAAGAGCGCCUUCACCACCACCUCGGCCAGCGACGUGCGCUCGGCAUCGCUUAUCAAAGUGCAGCCCGUCAAGAACGCGGGUGCCGCUGAGAUUGUCCCAUUGGUGCGCGACAAUGUGGGCGGAAAGUCGAACCUUUCCUUCCUCUUCCAGAAGCGCCGUUUCCUCUACGACGCCGAGAAAGGCUCCUUCGCCCCGCUGUCCUACCCGCUCGACAUCGAACCCAAGCCCCAGCUCAAGACGUUCCAGCAGACGCAGGGCCUCACCUCGCCCGCCGAGAUUGAGCGCCUCACCCAGCACUAUGGCGACAACGCGUUCGACAUCCCCGUCCCAACCUUCACCGAGCUGUUCAAGGAACACGCCGUCGCGCCCUUCUUCGUCUUCCAGAUCUUCUGCGUUGGACUGUGGAUGCUGGACGAAUACUGGUACUACUCGCUGUUCACGCUGUUCAUGCUGGUCGCUUUCGAGAGCACCGUCGUGUGGCAGAGGCAGAGGACCCUGAACGAGUUCCGCGGCAUGAGCAUCAAGCCCUACGAGAUUCUGGUGUACAGGCAGAAGAAGUGGCAGGAGAUCAUGAGCGACAAGCUGCUACCCGGCGAUGUCGUCAGCGCAGGCCGGACCAAGGAAGACUCUGGUGUGGCAUGCGACAUGCUCCUACUCGAGGGCUCCGCGAUUGUAAACGAGGCUAUGCUUUCCGGAGAGAGCACACCGGUGCUCAAGGAAUCCGUACAAUUGCGACCUGGCGAUGCGCGCAUCGAGCCUGAGGGUCUGGACAAGAACUCGUUCCUCUGGGGCGGCACCAAAGUGCUCCAGGUCUCGCACGGUAGCGACGCUGAGGAGGAUGGCGGCAACGUCACUAGGCUUUCGUCUGGAGUCCCGCCACCACCGGACAAGGGCGCUGUUGCUGUUGUUAUCAAGACUGGUUUCGAGACCAACCAGGGCAGCCUCGUCAGGACCAUGAUCUUCGCUACCGAGCGCGUCUCAGCCAACAACGUCGAAGCCCUCUUCUUCAUUCUCUUCCUUACCGUCUUCGCCGUCGCUGCCUCGUGGUACGUCUGGCAGGAGGGUGUCAGACUCGACCGCCAGCGUAACAAGCUGCUCCUCGACUGCGUCCUCAUCGUUACCAGCGUCGUCCCUCCCGAGCUUCCCAUGGAGCUCAGCUUGGCUGUCAACACCUCCCUCGCUGCUCUGAGCAAGUACGCCAUCUUCUGUACCGAGCCCUUCCGCAUUCCCUUCGCUGGGCAGGUCGACGUUGCCUGCUUCGAUAAGACCGGCACUCUGACUGGUGAAGACUUGGUCGUGGACGGCAUUGCUGGGCUAUCAUUGGGACAAGAUGGAGCUACAGUUGCCGCAGACGGCGCGCACACCGAUCUCGCAAAGGUUACAGACGUCGCUACGGAGACAACGCUGGUGCUCGCCGCCGCUCACGCCUUGGUCAAACUUGACGAUGGUGAGACUGUUGGAGAGCCUAUGGAAAAGGCAACCCUCCAGUCUCUCGGCUGGAAACUCGGAGCGAAGGACACACUUCAAGCCACCAUGACUACCCCCAAAUCCCAAGCCGAACUCGUACACAUCCGUCGCCGCUUCCAAUUCUCGUCCGCUCUCAAACGCCAGAGCUCCGUCGCUACCGUCAUCGUCAACAACACCAAGACUGGCCGCAAGGUCAAGAGCACAAUCGCUGCAGUCAAGGGCGCGCCCGAGACUAUUCGCAAGAUGUUGGUCAACACCCCGCCGAACUACGAAGAGACUUUCAAGCACUUCACCCGUAAUGGUGGCCGUGUCCUCGCUCUUGCAUACAAGUUCAUCUCCGAAGAGGGCGAGUGGGGCCAGAACCGCAUCAACGACCUCAAGCGUGAGCAAGUCGAGUCUGACUUGCACUUUGCUGGUUUCCUCGUCCUCCAGUGCCCUCUCAAGCCUGACGCUGUCGAGGCUGUCCGUUCCCUCAACGAGUCCAGCCAUCGUGUUGUCAUGAUUACUGGUGACAACCCGUUGACCGCUGUCCAUGUCGCCAAGCAGGUCGAGAUCGUCGACCGCGAUUGCUACAUCCUUGAUGCACCUGAGAAUGACGACUCCGGCGAGAAACUUGUCUGGCGCAGCGUUGACAAGGUGAGCAUUCCUGUCGACCCUACAAAGCCUCUGGACGCCGAGAUCUUGAAGUCUAAGGACAUCUGUCUUACUGGAUACGCCCUUUCGAAAUUCGCUGGCCAGCCUGGAUGGAAGCAAAUUCUGCGAUACACCUGGGUCUACGCUCGUGUCUCGCCAAAGCAGAAGGAGGAAAUCCUUCUCGGUCUCAAGGACUGCGGUUACACUACACUCAUGGCUGGUGACGGCACCAACGAUGUUGGUGCGCUGAAGCAGGCUCACAUUGGUGUCGCUCUUCUCAACGGUACUCGCGAGGAUCUUGACAAGAUUGGCGAGCACUUCCGCAACACUCAGAUGAAGAACGUCUACGAGAAGCAGUGCAACCUCAUGACACGAUUCAACCAGCCCCAGCCGCCCGUUCCGAUCAUGAUCGCGCAUCUCUACCCACCUGGUCCCACCAACCCUCACUACGAGAAGGCUAUGGAGAACCAAGCGAAGAGGAAGGGUCUACUUCCCGGAGCCAACGGCGUUGCUAACGGAUCGGCAUCUACUGGUACCCUUGUUCAACAGCAACCUGGUCAAGUUCAGCCUCCUCAGGCCGCCGCCAACUUCGCUCAGCAAAUGCAAGAGAAGAUGAUGGCACAAGAGAUGGAAGAGUUGGCCGGUGAGCCUCCGACCAUCAAGCUUGGUGAUGCCUCCGUCGCUGCGCCCUUCACCUCUAAGCUCGCCAAUGUCGUUGCCAUUCCCAACAUUAUCCGCCAAGGCCGUUGCACACUCGUCGCUACAAUCCAGAUGUACAAGAUUCUUGCUCUCAACUGCUUGAUCUCCGCCUACAGUCUGUCAGUCCUCUACCUGGAUGGUAUCAAGUUCGGCGACGGCCAGGUCACCAUCUCCGGUAUGAUGAUGAGUGUUUGCUUCCUGUCCAUCUCGCGCGCAAAGACCGUCGAGACGCUAUCGAAAGAACGUCCCCAGCACAACAUCUUCAACACAUACAUCAUCGGCUCCGUACUCGGACAGUUCGCUAUCCACAUCAUCACCCUCAUCUACGUCAGUCAAUACGUCCAGCGCGUUGAGCCCAAGGACCCCAACCCAGAUCUAGAGAAGGACUUUGAGCCAUCUCUGCUCAACUCCGCAAUCUACCUCCUGCAACUCAUCCAACAAAUCUCCACCUUUGCCAUUAACUACCAAGGCCGACCUUUCCGCGAGUCCAUCCGCGAAAACAAGGGCAUGUACUGGGGUCUCGUCUCCGUCUCCGGUGUCGCCUUCUCCUGCGCCACCGAGUUCAUCCCCGAACUCAACGAGAAGCUCAAGCUCGUCCCCUUCACCACCGACUUCAAGAUCAUGAUUACAAGCAUCAUGGCAUUCGACUUCGUUGCCUGCUACAUCAUUGAGAAGGGUCUGAAGUUCUUCUUCUCGGAUAACAAGCCAAAGGAUAUUGCCGAGCGAAGACCGGAUCAGUUGCAACAGGAGGAGAAGAGGAAAGCAAGGGCUGAGAUUGAGGCCCAGAGGAAGAAGAAUGAGGAGGCGGAGAUGAAGGCUGCUGCUGCCGGGUUGGUCAAGCGGUAG
Molecule: messenger RNA, 3888 nt
Organism: Alternaria infectoria
Lineage: Eukaryota; Fungi; Ascomycota; Dothideomycetes; Pleosporales; Pleosporaceae
Exons: 1
Coding region: 1-3888 (1295 amino acids)
Biological process (GO): intracellular calcium ion homeostasis
Cellular component (GO): endoplasmic reticulum membrane
Molecular function (GO): ATP hydrolysis activity; P-type ion transporter activity; ATP binding
Source: RefSeq, a predicted model, not a curated record